GGGCAAGGCCUUCUAGCCGCGGUGGGGCGGGGCUGUGGAUUUGAUUCUAAGUGUGCUGCAAAGUCCUUGGAGGGCUUGGGAGGGGUGACGCUAUUCGGUCUCCCCAGCAGCCCUGCCAGCAAGGCACGGCAGCCCCGCCCCCGAAUUGCACUGAGGAAGCUGAGGCUCUGAGGGUCCCUGUGUGCUGCCGUGGUCUGGGGCGCAGAGCGGCGGCUGGACUCUGGCUCCCAAAACUGCUCUUUGUGUGGGGUGCCGGGUGCGGCUACAAGUGCCCCCCACCCCCUGACCACAGUCGGAUACCCCUGGGCUUGCGGAGUGCCUUCCCCCAGGGACGACCUGUCUUGCAUCGUUUACUCUCAACAAACAUACUCGGACAUUAUGCUCCAUCUGAGCAUAAUUAUGCCAGAACUGUGCAGGGGGAGGAGACACAGGUAAGAAAGGCCAGUCCCAGCUCCCCCUCUCCAAGAAGCUGCUGGACCACAGGGUGCAGAACCUACACUGUCACCGUCCAGGAGGCAGGUGCCAGGAUGCCUGUGGCAUCCAGGAAGGCUCCCAGGGCAGGGUGACCACUGGAUCCUAAAAGCCUAUGGGCACUCAGCCAGGCUGACUUCUAGAAGGAUCCCAAAAGGUGGAGAGGGGGCUCCAGGCAGAGGGAACAGCACACACGGAUGCUCAGAGGCCAGCAAAUGCAGGCCAUCUGGGGAACCCUGGGUGAUGGGUGGGGCUGCAGUGCAGGAUCGGGGGAGCCGUGCCCACCGAGGAGCCUGGAGAGGGCAGCCCCUCCCGUCCCCUGGAGCUCAGUAUCCUCGUCCACCCAGUGCAGAGCACAGGGAAGCAGAGAGACCAGCGAUGGGGAGAGGCCUGGGAGGGCCCAGGCUGGUUGGCAGGUCCCAGCUGGCCACUUGUCCCUCCCGCCCUUGUCUGGGUGUGUGGGCGGCUCACAACCGGCGCUCAGAUGAGGAGAACGAAGAUGCAAUUUUCUCAUCUUUCCGUUCAGUACCUCUUAGGCACAUUUGCAAAAAUUGAUAACAAAGUUGCUUUAUGUACCCGCCUUUUUUUUUUUCUUGUAAGAAAUUAAAGAAAAAAGUGGAAGGAAGGAAAGAAGGAAGGGAGGGAGGGAGGAAAGGAGGGGAGGAAGAAAAUAAGGAAGAGAAAGAAGCAGAAGGAAGAAAGGGAUUGGGAGAAUUUUUUUUUUUUUUUUGGCCUUUUUCUGGUCCAAGUGGCCCCUAUAUUUGCAUUGUCUCACCCUUUGGAGUCACUGGCCUCCUGCCCUCUUUUUUGGGACCCCUCUGUCCUGGCCUUUUAACUGCUGUGUCUGUGUCAGCCUCUCCACAGCCUGGCAGCCCUGGCACAAGCCUGCUUCAGCCCCAGCCCCAGCUUCACUAGGAGGAGCUCAGAAAAGGACGGUUGCAUGAAUGAGCAGAGGUGAGCUGUGUUCCCAGGUCUCUGGACAGACUGGUAGAUCCGGACACGCCACUCCAUCAGUCCUGGCCCAGGGCCCCUUCCUGAGCCAAGGCCAGCCCCUUGGCAUUCUUCCAGCAAUGCUGAGUCCUGAGCGGAUGCGGACCCGCUCUGCAUGUGGCCCUGGACUAAAUGCUUCCUCCAUCAUCUCAGUACCGUGAAGCAGGUCAUGGCUUCCAGCUUGUCGGACCUGAGGCUCCAACAGAGGAAAUGACCAUCAGGGACCCUGCUCCAGACCCAUUACGGAGACUGAACCUUCACAGGGUGCGAACCUGCCUGGGACAGGGAAGCUUCUCUCUUUGAAGGGCUUUACAUUUGUCACAGAGAAAGUAAAGAUGACGACUUCGUCUAUCAGACGGCAGAUGAAAAACAUCGUGAACAAUUACUCGGAAGCUGAAAUAAAAGUCCGGGAAGCCACCUCCAACGACCCGUGGGGCCCGUCCAGCUCCCUGAUGACGGAGAUCGCGGACCUGACCUACAACGUGGUGGCCUUCUCGGAGAUCAUGAGCAUGGUGUGGAAACGGCUCAACGACCACGGCAAGAACUGGCGGCACGUGUACAAGGCACUGACGCUGCUCGACUACCUCAUCAAGACGGGCUCGGAGCGCGUGGCCCAGCAGUGCCGUGAGAACAUCUUCGCCAUCCAGACCCUGAAGGACUUCCAGUACGUCGACCGCGACGGCAAGGACCAGGGCGUCAACGUGCGCGAGAAGGCCAAGCAGCUGGUGGCCCUGCUGAAGGACGAGGAGCGGCUGAAGGCCGAGCGGGCCCAGGCGCUCAAGACCAAGGAACGCAUGGCCCAGGUGGCCACCGGCAUGGGCAGCAGCCAGCUCACCUUCGGCCGGGGCUCCAGCCAGCCCAACCUGUCCACCAGCUACUCAGAGCAGGAGUACGGCAAGGCCGGGGGGUCGCCGGCCUCCUACCACGGCUGGGCGCGUUUGGGGGCCCGUGUGGGUCGGCCGGUCCCUGGAGCAGGCGAGCAAGCCACCUCCCCACGGGUGUCCUCAGAGCUGGAGCAGGCGCGGCCGCAAACGAGCGGGGAAGAGGAGCUGCAGCUGCAGCUGGCGCUGGCCAUGAGCAGAGAGGUGGCCGAGCAGGACGUGCGGCCUGCCGUCGACGGGAGGUGCAGAACUCUCAUGGGGAAAAUGGAGCAGACGGACGGGCCAGCCCGUUGUAGUUCCUUGCUCCUGUCUUAUGGUGAAGACGCAGAAGAGCGCCUCAGGCGGGGAGAUGACCUCAGGUUGCAGAUGGCCUUGGAAGAAAGCCGCAGAGACACAGUUAAAUUUCCAAAAAAGAAAGAGCAUGGCUCCCACCCGCAGCAGACCACGCUGUUGGACCUGCUGGACGCUCUGCCCGGCGCGGGCCCUGCUGCCCCGAAGGCGGAGCCCUGGGGCCCUUCCGCUUCAGCCAGCCACACCAACCCCUGGGGUGCUCCGGCAGCCCCCGGCAGCACUUCGGACCCCUGGCCGUCAUUCGGUGCCAAGCCAGCCACCUCCGUCGACCCAUGGGGGGUGCCCACCGGAGCCGGCGCACGCUCCGUCCCCAAGGGCUCCGACCCCUGGGCCGCCCCGCAGCAGCCAGCCCCCAGUGCCGGGAAAGCCGCUGACCCCUGGGCCGCAGCGUCAGCCGCCAAGCCCGCGUCCCCCUCUGGGGCUUUUGAUCUCUUCAGUAAUUUGAAUGGUACAAUUAAAGAUGACUUUUCUGAAUUUGACAACCUCCGAACUUCAAAAAAAGCAGCCAAGGCGGCGUCUCCGCCGGCCCAGAACAGUGGAACUACCAGCCCCGACCCCUUUGAGUCCCAGCCCGCGACCGUGGCCUCAAGCAAGCCCAGCGGCACCCGGAAAACCCCCGAGUCCUUCCUGGGCCCCAACGCAGCCUUGGUGAACCUGGACUCGCUGGUGGCCAGGCCAGCCCCGCCGGCGCAGUCCCUCAACCCCUUCCUGGCCCCAGGUGCCACCGCGGCCUCAGCCCCGGUCAACCCCUUCCAGGUGAACCAGCCGCAGCCGCUGACGCUGAACCAGCUGCGGGGGAGCCCGGUGCUGGGGAGCAGCACGUCCUUCGGGCCCGGCCCGGCUGUGGAGCCCGUGGCUGUGGCCUCCGUGACGUCCGCAGCCUCCCACCCAGCCCUGGGGGCUGGCGGCUCCUCCCUGCCACCGCUGGGCCCCGCUGCGGUGAACAUGGUGGGCAGCCUGGGCGUCCCCCCAUCAGCAGCUCAGGCCACCGGCACAACCAACCCGUUCCUCCUCUAGUGUCCCCCCCCCGGGACCCGCCGCAGAGCAUCCGUGCCGAGGACGCCAGGCAGGGGCUCUCGCCUGUGGAAUGGGGUCUGAGAGUGGGGUGGGUGUGCAGAGGGUGUCUUUGCGGCCCUGGCCCUCAGCCUGAGGGUCGAGAGGUGGCGGGCUUAUUGAGGCGUCAUCACGCGGCACGUGGGUCCCCGAGCCUGUGUCGGGCGGGAGGACCCCUGACCCAGCCUGGCCGCAGGCCCGGCCCCCGUGGAGAUCCGCCAGCCCUCGGGGGCCUUGGGUGAGGAGGCGGCAGUGCUCAGUGCUGGCCCAGCCUCAGCCCCGGGCUUCUGGGAGCCCCCCUGCCCAGGACCUGGCCCCCACCCCCAGCCCUGGCGCCCCCCCGGGCGUGGACGGGGUGGAGUGCGGGCUCCCUCAGACACUGACCUUUGGGGGACGCGGUUGUGCGUAUUUUACUUUUCUUUGACUCGUGUGUGAGUUCAAAGUAAACGCCACCACCGUGGAACAACUCUUGACUUAAACCCACUAGAGCAAGCUUUAAACUAACCUGAGCGUAACCCUGCCACGUGCUCCAUGCUUGUACACGUUUGCACAGAUUUUGUUUAGUACAGUUUCAUAUUUGUUUGCAGAAUUAUCGAAUAGUCUUUUUUGGCUAAUAUUUUUAUAACGUCGUUCUUAUUUAACUGUCUAGUUUUGAUAGAAUUUGCCAGGUCUGGCUGGGUUAAGAUAUUGGCCGCGUCACGUUAGUGGUGUAAAUCCUCUUAUUUAUGGUUUUAACUCUGUAAGAAAAUUUAAAUAGGAAGAGACAAAAAAUGCCUUAUGGAAAAACUAAAGCAAAUUCUUUAUAGGAAAACAUAUGGGAAUUUGAUUAUGCAUAAAAGAUGUUUAUUUAAAAGGAAAAGAAAACUACAACAGUAACAAAAAAUCGUAGCCUCCAGUUGCCUUUCCCUUUAACUCCUUUUCCUGGUGGAUUACCAAACCGUUGACUUUCAGCCUUUUUGGCUAGAUCCUAAGAGAGAGGCUAUUUUUCUUACUGAUGAAGCAACGUGAAGAAAGUUAAAGACAAAAAAAAUCUAACAUAUGAAUGUGACUCACCAGGUUUUAUCAGCUAACUCCUUUCUGUGACUGAAGGCACGCAGUUAACAAGACUUCGUUUACAGUGGGAACGUGGGAAGGAGAGGCUUCUGGAACCCUGUGUCUGUGACCCCCUCUAUCUUACUCCACACUCAGGGUAGAGGUGGGGACAGCGGCGGGGGCGGCAUGUCGGGGGCAGCCCAGGCUGACAGGGGGAGGGCCCAGGGCUGGCCCCGACCUACGCACCCGCCCUCCAGACACCCGUUGCAACGUAGAAGUAAUCAUCUCUUACUUGGCAGAGGAAAAAAAAUCAUUCUCACCCAGAAGAGAUUUUUAGCGAACGUGCACUAAUCUUACCUCCCUCUCCCCUGCUUUCCUCACCCCGCCCACCACUAUAAAAAAGUAUUAGGUAAGUCACAAAUGAAAGACCAGAAGAGACUUGCUUCUCCCCAGAGCAGGGCCAUUUCCCCCCGAGUCCUGUCUGUUUGGUCAGCCGGCCUGGCGGGCACCUCAGUCUCACUCUACGUGGCGGACGUCUCACCUCUAGCACCAAGGGCAGCUGACAGCUGAGGGUCUCUCUCCUGGGGGGAUGGGGCCCCUCCCCCCUCUCUGGUUCCAGGAGCUCUGACCCUUGGCGCUGGGCACGGGAGGCUGACUCAGAACUGCCUGCUCAGGCCACUCCUGUUGCCAUGUAGAAGAGCUCACCUGUGCUCCUGCCUGGGGCUACCCCCGGCCCAGAGCUCCUGCCCAGCCCGACACCUGGGGCUGGACCAUGGGCUCCAGAGUCAUCCACGACGGCCCUUCCGGCCUCUCCCAGCAGCCUGGGGGAGGGUGGGGCAGGGCGGGGCUCGGGGCAAGGUGCUCCCCCGGGAGGUAGGGGCCGACCCCCUCACAGGGCACAGGACCACGCUACUGGGGUCAUGAUUCCUCGUGAGAGUGAGGGGCCCUUCCCGAUGGGACUUUAAGGCCCCGAUGUCACAGCCAGUGGCCCACCCAGGCCCAGGCAGACUCCCGCCCAGCUCCCGGCUCAGGCCCACCCCCAGGCGCCUCGUCCGUGUUGCCCGUUGCACUGAUCAUGAAGCCACUGGUGCUGCCACGCGUGUGGGACACAUGCCAUCAAGCUCCCUCCUGCCGGGCACCGUGGUAGGGGUGUUGCCCAGCCGUUUUCUCAGUCCCAGGGGCGGGUGGCCGGUUUGGAACUUGUGUUGACUGUUGAUACUUAUUUACUGUAUAAAUAUAAUUUAUCAUUUGUAUCACGA
Messenger RNA from Orcinus orca (killer whale), 6037 nucleotides. It is a transcript of the gene EPN2, whose product is annotated as epsin 2. Gene Ontology annotation, cellular component: clathrin vesicle coat; plasma membrane; endosome. Bases 1797 to 3710 code for a protein of 637 amino acids. The transcript is spliced from 11 exons. NCBI's taxonomy places the organism in Eukaryota, Metazoa, Chordata, Mammalia, Artiodactyla, Delphinidae. Gene Ontology annotation, biological process: endocytosis. The record is from RefSeq and is a predicted model, not a curated record. Gene Ontology annotation, molecular function: clathrin binding; phospholipid binding.